ACAGCUUUCAAAACAGAAAAGUCAGAAACCGUUUAUCUCUCUCUACUCUCUCUAGAUGGCUCGUUCCCUCUCCCUCUCCCUCUCACUUUCUCUCUCUAAAACCCGACUCACCGCCGCUGCAUCCUCUCUCCUCCCUUCAACACACCUCCUCUCCUUCCGAUCCCAAUCCUCCGACCGUCGCGGCGAUCUCUACGAAUUCGACAUCGCCGCGUCUCAAUCCCCAUCUGAUCCUUUAAUCCAAAAGCUCGAAGACGCCGUUCACCGGAUAGUUGUCCGACGAUCGGCGCCUGAUUGGCUCCCGUUUGUUCCCGGUGGUUCGUACUGGGUCCCGCCUCCUGGAUCUGGAUCUCAGACUCACGGGAUCGCUCAGCUCGUAGCUAAGCUGGCUAAUCCUUUAACAGAUGAGGAAUCUAUCUCCAGUACUAAUAAUUCAUCUCGUGGAUGGCCUUCCUCUGAUUAUUUCCUUAAAGGUGUGCAGCCUUUAUUGAUGGAGGCUAAGACAGAUACGACUUCAAAUAUAGAGUCUCACUCCGAGGAUGAGGAAGGGUAAAGAGAAUACUAAUUGAAGAAUCAACCGGCGUUUGGAAUAGAAGAAAGCUAGCAGGAU
Molecule: messenger RNA, 607 nt
Organism: Eruca vesicaria subsp. sativa (arugula)
Lineage: Eukaryota; Viridiplantae; Streptophyta; Magnoliopsida; Brassicales; Brassicaceae
Source: the annotation of a GenBank genome assembly